AUGAGGGUGAUCAUUACUUCAUGGGGACACAAAUUUAUCAUGGAAGUGAAUGUCAAGGAACCAGUUGUUGAAAUCAAAAGGAAGAUAGAACAAGUGUUGGGUGUCCCUUUGGCUUCCCAAACCCUUGCAGUGUGUGGCUGGGAGUUAAUAGAUGGAUUAGACAUGGAAGAUUACCCAAUUGUCACUGAAGGUACUACCAUUGACCUCACCAUCAAAUGGACUGGAUUCGGAACUCCUUUGAAUUUAUACCAUAAUUCUAGUGGUAAAAUUCAAAUUACCAUCAAGUUUUCCGCAAGGCAGCUUCCCAUGGAGGUUGAUGCAUCCGAAACAGUCUGUAGCCUUAAAGAAAAAAUACAUAUCAUGGACGGUACCCCGAUCAAGAGGAUGUCGCUCUUCUUCUGUGGAAUUGAGUUAGACGAAGAUUUUCGCAAUCUAAGUGAGUACGGGAUACAUUCAUUUUCGGAGAUUGUUGUGUUCCUCAAGGCUAUGAGUCGUCCGAGAGAUGAGCCGACGGCAAGAAGGUUGAGUGUAGUGCUACAAACAUCGUCAAGUUUACUCAACGCGGCAACGAUUCCGUUGGAAGUGAAGGAUUUGAGCACGGUUAAUGAGUUGAGGCAAUUGCUUUUGAGCAGGAAAAUUCUGCCAAUGGAUGAUUACUUGUUUAUACACAAGCAGAGGAUCAUGCGUGACAAUUGCAGCCUCAGGUGGCAUGGUGUUGGUGAUGGAGAUUUCCUAUAUGUGUUUAAAGGGACCAUUUGUCACAGCGAAUGCUGA
Pyrus x bretschneideri (Chinese white pear) is the source of this 774-nucleotide messenger RNA. RefSeq lists its product as uncharacterized. NCBI's taxonomy places the organism in Eukaryota, Viridiplantae, Streptophyta, Magnoliopsida, Rosales, Rosaceae. Bases 1 to 774 code for a protein of 257 amino acids. Gene Ontology annotation, molecular function: ubiquitin binding; proteasome binding; polyubiquitin modification-dependent protein binding. Gene Ontology annotation, biological process: proteasome-mediated ubiquitin-dependent protein catabolic process. Gene Ontology annotation, cellular component: nucleoplasm; cytosol. The record is from RefSeq and is a predicted model, not a curated record. The transcript has a single exon.